AUGAGUAAAGUGAUCUAUGAUAAAGACGGUAAACCAUGUCGGACUUGUAACUCCUUAUUAGAUUUCCAAGCUGCCUCCGGUAAAGUACCAAAAGAUAAAAAGUUGGCAACACCUAGAAGAAAAGAUUGUCCUCCAGAUGUUAAUGAAAUAGGUAGAUCAUCAUGGACUUUUCUCCAUUCAGUUGCUGCCACCUAUCCUGAAACUCCUUCAAGCGAACAACAAACUGAUUUAAGAACUUUCCUUAGAUUAUUCAGUAAAUUCUAUCCAUGUUGGUACUGUGGAGAAGAUUUUGAAAAAUAUCAAGUUAAAAAUGAACCAUCAGUUGAAAGUCAAGAGAAGUUUGGUAAAUGGUUAUGUGAUGCCCAUAAUGAAGUCAAUGUUAAGUUAGGUAAACCCAAAUUUGACUGUAAUUUAUGGCAACAAAGAUGGAAAGAUGGAUGGAAAGAUGGAUCUUGUGAUUAG
Molecule: messenger RNA, 462 nt
Organism: Yamadazyma jaroonii
Lineage: Eukaryota; Fungi; Ascomycota; Pichiomycetes; Serinales; Debaryomycetaceae
Source: the annotation of a GenBank genome assembly